UAAUGCGACCCCAUUGGCCUAUAAAAGAACUUUGUGAUACCAUGGUUCUCAUGAACGUAGCUGGAGUGACAACAAUGGUGAGCUUUACUAAGAGAGUUGUCUUGUUUUCUUUGCUUUGUUUUAAUGUGUUUGUGGUGAACGUGGUUGCUAGAGAUGUGGUGAAUGCGGAGAAGAAUGAGGAUGGGAAGUGUGGUGUUGGAGGCGGAGCUGGUGGUGGACUUGGAGGUGGGUUUGGUGCCGGAGGUGGGGGUGGUUUUGGUGGAGGUGGUGGUGCAGGAGGUGGUUUUGGAGGAGGUGCUGGUGGUGGUGGAGGGCUUGGAGGUGGAGUUGGAGCUGGUAGAGGGUUUGGUGGUGGCGUUGGAGCUGGUGGAGGGUUUGUGUGGGGCGGUGGGAUUGGUGUUGGAGUUGGAAAAGGAGGGAUUGGUGGGGGGAUUGGAAAAGGUGGUGGACAUGGUGGAGGAAUUGGCAAGGGUGGUGGACUUGGUGGAGGAAUUGGCAAGGGUGGUGGCCUUGGUGGAGGAAUUGGCAAGGGCGGUGGACUUGGGGGAGGAAUUGGCAAGGGUGGUGGACUUGGUGGAGGAAUUGGCAAGGGUGGUGAACAUGGUGGUGGAAUUGGAAUAGGUGUGGACAUGGAGGUGAGAUUGGAGUGGAUUGGAAAAGAAGGUGGGCUAAGAGGUGGAAUCGGAAAGGGUGGUGGCAUUGGAGGUGGGAUUAGGAAAGGUGGACUCAGUGGUGGUAUUAGAGGUGGUGCUAGAGGAGUAGGUGGCGCCGGUGGUGGUAGUGGAUUUGGUAGGGGUGCAGGAGGUGGAGGUGGAUCUGUGUGGUGGUAG
Messenger RNA from Hibiscus syriacus, 830 nucleotides. RefSeq names its product glycine-rich cell wall structural protein-like. The coding region runs from base 3 to 830 and encodes 275 amino acids. NCBI's taxonomy places the organism in Eukaryota, Viridiplantae, Streptophyta, Magnoliopsida, Malvales, Malvaceae. The record is from RefSeq and is a predicted model, not a curated record. The transcript is spliced from 5 exons.